Molecule: messenger RNA, 4671 nt
Organism: Closterium sp. Naga37s-1
Lineage: Eukaryota; Viridiplantae; Streptophyta; Zygnematophyceae; Desmidiales; Closteriaceae
Source: the annotation of a GenBank genome assembly
AUGCGGCCCCGCCACCUCGAUUUCACUGCAGGAGCUGCUCCACCGCAAUCCCCGCAACCCGCGCAACCCGCGCAACCCGCGCAAUCUCCGCAACCCUCGCAACCCGCGCAAUCUCCGCAACCCUCGCAACCCGCGCAAUCUCCGCAACCCUCGCAACCCGCGCAAUCCCCGCAACCCUCGCAACCCUCGCAACCUUCGCAAUCGGCGCAGCAGGCGGCGCUGCAGUCUCGACAGCCGCAGGAACAGUCGCCGCAUUUGUCGCUAGACGCACCAUUCGCAGACCUGGCGAACCCUGAGGGCGCACGGAGAAGGCAGGCUGUGGCGGCGGAUUCAGCAGCGCGCAUGGCAGGCGGUGAUGAUGUGCGGGAAGCAAGCGAAAAACAACAACAGGAGCAGCAGCAGCAGCAGCAGCAGCAGCAGCAGCAGCAGCAGCAGCAGCAGCAGCAGCAGCAGCAGCAGCAGCAGCAGCAGCAGCAGCAGCAGCAGCAGCAGCAGCAGCAGCAGCAGCAGCAGCAGCAGCAGCAGCAGCAGCAGCAGCAGCAGCAGCAGCAGCAGCAGCAGCAGCAGCAGCAGCAGCAGCAGCAGCAGCAGCAGCAGCAGCAGCAGCAGCAGCAGCAGCAGCAGCAGCAGCAGCAGCAGCAGCAGAUGGGAGUAGCAGCGGGUCAUGGGUUGCUGCACAGCCAGAGCGUGCAGGAAAUGUUGCAACCUCCGCUGCCCUUGCCCGUGCCUGCGCCCGCGCCUGCAGGCGGGUCGGCACGUGAAGAGAGCAUGGCACCCCUGCUCACCCCACCAGCAGCGGGUGCAGCAGCAGCAGCAGCAGCAGCAGCCACGCACACAGCAGGAGCAGCCCCAGCGUCAUCACCAGCAUCGCUCCUAGCAGCAGCAUCCCCAGCAGCAGCAGCGCAGGCGGCAGUGCUGGGAGUGCCGUCUGCGCAGUGCGUGCCCAUGCCAGCGGGCAUGGCCAUGGGUGUGCCUGUGCCCGUCGCCGUGCCCGUCUCUCUGCCAGCCCCCCUACCGCCCGCCCUGCCCCUGCUGCCGUCCUCCUCGCCCUUCACCACUCCUCUCCGUCUCUCUCAUCUUCGCUGCUGCCCCUCACUCACCCCUCGUACCGCAUGCAUCUUGCACUCUCUCACUCACCCGCCAUGCAACCCCGCCUCGCCCUCCCUGCGUGCCCCACGCCGCCCCUGCGUGCGUGUGUGUGUGCCACACAGGGGCAGCAGGAAGCCACGGGCAGACAAGAAGGACGCGGCCACGGCAGCAGCCGUGCUGGCAGCGGCGGCGGCACGGGAGGCAGCGGGGGGUCCCGGGGAAGGCACGCCUCCGCGCAAGCGCUCGUGUAACUGCCGCAACUCGCGCUGCCUCAAGCUCAGUGGGGCAGGACUCUGCCUCUCAUGUGCUGCCUCUCUUGUGCUGCCUCUCUUGUGCUGCCUCUCAUGUGCUGCCUCUCUUGUGCUGCCUCUCUGGUGCUGCCUCUCAUGUGCUGCCUCUCUUGUGCUGCCUCUCUUGUGCUGCCUCUCUUGUGCUGCCUCUCUUGUGCUGCCUCUCAUGUGCUGCCUCUCUUGUGCUGCCUCUCUUGUGCUGCCUCUCAUGUGCUGCCUCUCUUGUGCUGCCUCUCUUGUGCUGCCUCUCUUGUGUUGCCUCUCUUGUGCUGCCUCUCUUGUGCUGCCUCUCAUGUGCUGCCUCUCUUGUGCUGCCUCUCUUGUGCUGCCUCUCUUGUGCUGCCUCUCUUGUGCUGCCUCUCUUGUGCUGCCUCUCUUGUGCUGCCUCUCUUGUGCUGCCUCUCUUGUGCUGCCUCUCUUGUGCUGCCUCUCUUGUGCUGCCUCUCAUGUGCUGCCUCUCUUGUGCUGCCUCUCUUGUGCUGCCUCUCAUGUGCUGCCUCUCUUGUGCUGCCUCUCUUGUGCUGCCUCUCUUGUGCUGCCUCUCUUGUGCUGCCUCUCAUGUGCUGCCUCUCUUGUGCUGCCUCUCUGGUGCUGCCUCUCAUGUGCUGCCUCUCUUGUGCUGCCUCUCUUGUGCUGCCUCUCUUGUGCUGCCUCUCUUGUGCUGCCUCUCAUGUGCUGCCUCUCUUGUGCUGCCUCUCUUGUGCUGCCUCUCAUGUGCUGCCUCUCUUGUGCUGCCUCUCUUGUGCUGCCUCUCUUGUGUUGCCUCUCUUGUGCUGCCUCUCUUGUGCUGCCUCUCAUGUGCUGCCUCUCUUGUGCUGCCUCUCUUGUGCUGCCUCUCUUGUGCUGCCUCUCUUGUGCUGCCUCUCUUGUGCUGCCUCUCUUGUGCUGCCUCUCUUGUGCUGCCUCUCUUGUGCUGCCUCUCUUGUGCUGCCUCUCUUGUGCUGCCUCUCUUGUGCUGCCUCUCUUGUGCUGCCUCUCUUGUGCUGCCUCUCAUGUGCUGCCUCUCUUGUGCUGCCUCUCUUGUGCUGCCUCUCUUGUGCUGCCUCUCAUGUGCUGCCUCUCUUGUGCUGCCUCUCUUGUGCUGCCUCUCUUGUGCUGCCUCUCAUGUGCUGCCUCUCUUGUGCUGCCUCUCUUGUGCUGCCUCUCUUGUGCUGCCUCUCUUGUGCUGCCUCUCUUGUGCUGCCUCUCUUGUGCUGCCUCUCUUGUGCUGCCUCUCAUGUGCUGCCUCUCAUGUGCUGCCUCUCAUGUGCUGCCUCUCUUGUGCUGCCUCUCAUGUGCUGCCUCUCAUGUGCUGCCUCGCAUGUGCUGCCUCUCAUGUGCUGCCUCUCAUGUGCUGCCUCUCUUGUGCUGCCUCACUUGUGCUGCCUCUCUUAUGCUGCCUCUCUUUUGCUGCCUCUCUUGUGCUGCCUCUCUUGUGCUGCCUCUCUUGUGCUGCCUCUCAUGUGCUGCCUCUCUUGUGCUGCCUCUCUUGUGCUGCCUCUCAUGUGCUGCCUCACUUGUGCUGCCUCUCAUGUGCUGCCUCUCUUGUGCUGCCUUUCUUGUGCUGCCUCUCUUGUGCUGCCUCUCUUGUGCUGCCUCUCUUGUGCUGCCUCUCUUGUGCUGCCUCUCUUUUGCUGCCUCUCUUGUGCUGCCUCUCUUGUGCUGCCUCUCUUGUGCUGCCUCUCAUGUGCUGCCUCUCUUGUGUUGCCUCUCUUGUGCUGCCUCUCAUGUGCUGCCUCUCAUGUGCUGCCUCGCAUGUGCUGCCUCUCAUGUGCUGCCUCUCUUGUGCUGCCUCACUUGUGCUGCCUCUCUUAUGCUGCCUCUCAUGUGCUGCCUCUCUUGUGCUGCCUCUCUUGUGCUGCCUUUCAUGUGCUGCCUCUCUUGUGCUGCCUCUCUUGUGCUGCCUCUCUUGUGCUGCCUCUCUUGUGCUGCCUCUCUUGUGCUGCCUCUCUUGUGCUGCCUCUCUUGUGCAGCCUCUCUUGUGCUGCCUCUCAUGUGCUGCCUCUCUUGUGCUUCCUCUCUUGUGCUGCCUCUCUUGUGCUGCCUCUCUUGUGCUGCCUCUCUUGUGCUGCCUCUCUUGUGCUGCCUCUCUUGUGCUGCCUCUCUUUUGCUGCCUCUCUUGUGCUGCCUCUCUUGUGCUGCCUCUCUUGUGCUGCCUCUCAUGUGCUGCCUCUCUUGUGCUGCCUCUCUUGUGCUGCCUCUCUUGUGCUGCCUCUCUUGUGUUGCCUCUCUUGUGCUGCCUCUUUUGUGCUGCCUCUCUUGUGCUGCCUCUCUUGUGCUGCCUCUCUUGUGUUGCCUCUCUUGUGCUGCCUCUUUUGUGCUGCCUCUCUUGUGCUGCCUCUCUUGUGCUGCCUCUCUUGUGCUGCCUCUCUUGUGCUGCCUCUCUUGUGCUGCCUCUCUUGUGCUGCCUCUCUUGUGCUGCCUCUCUUGUGCAGCCUCUCUUGUGCUGCCUCUCAUGUGCUGCCUCUCUUGUGCUGCCUCUCUUGUGCUGCCUCUCUUGUGCUGCCUCUCUUGUGCUGCCUCUCUUGUGCUGGCUCUCUUGUGCUGCCUCUCUUGUGCUGCCUCUCUUGUGCUGCCUCUCUUGUGCUGCCUCUCUUGUGCAGCCUCUCUUGUGCUGCCUCUCAUGUGCUGCCUCUCUUGUGCUUCCUCUCUUGUGCUGCCUCUCUUGUGCUGCCUCUCUUGUGCUGCCUCUCUUGUGCUGCCUCUCUUGUGCUGCCUCUCUUGUGCUGCCUCUCUUUUGCUGCCUCUCUUGUGCUGCCUCUCUUGUGCUGCCUCUCUUGUGCUGCCUCUCAUGUGCUGCCUCUCUUGUGCUGCCUCUCUUGUGCUGCCUCUCUUGUGCUGCCUCUCUUGUGUUGCCUCUCUUGUGCUGCCUCUUUUGUGCUGCCUCUCUUGUGCUGCCUCUCUUGUGCUGCCUCUCUUGUGUUGCCUCUCUUGUGCUGCCUCUUUUGUGCUGCCUCUCUUGUGCUGCCUCUCUUGUGCUGCCUCUCUUGUGCUGCCUCUCUUGUGCUGCCUCUCUUGUGCUGCCUCUCUUGUGCAGCCUCUCUUGUGCUGCCUCUCAUGUGCUGCCUCUCUUGUGCUGCCUCUCUUGUGCUGCCUCUCUUGUGCUGCCUCUCUUGUGCUGCCUCUCUUGUGCUGCCUCUCUUGUGCUGCCUCUCUUGUGCUGCCUCUCAUGUGCUGCCUCUCUUGUGCUGCCUCUCUUGUGCUGCCUCUCUUGUGCUGCCUCUCUUGUGUUGCCUCUCUUGUGCUGCCUCUUUUGUGCUGCCUCUCUUGUGCUGCCUCUCUUGUGCUGCCUCUUGUUGAAAGAGAGAAUUGA